This is a messenger RNA of Penicillium angulare, 1551 nucleotides long. Its product is annotated as aspartate kinase. The coding region runs from base 1 to 1551 and encodes 516 amino acids. The record is from RefSeq and is a predicted model, not a curated record. Lineage: Eukaryota; Fungi; Ascomycota; Eurotiomycetes; Eurotiales; Aspergillaceae. The transcript is spliced from 4 exons. Gene Ontology annotation, molecular function: aspartate kinase activity.
AUGGCUUCCCUUAAUGCAGAUUCUGUGCCUGCUCCGGCCUUACAUAGCAAUUGGGUUGUGCAAAAGUUUGGCGGUACCAGCGUCGGCAAGUUUGCGCUCAAUAUCAUUGAGCAAGUGGUGCUACCGAGUCUCGUUGAUAGUCGAGUUGCCGUGGUCUGCUCGGCGAGAAGCAAUUCUACCAAAGCAGAGGGCACCACCAACCGAUUACUCCGCGCCGCACGAGAUGCCGAAAACUCGCAAUCCCGGCACUAUGAAUCACUCAUCGAGGCCGUCCGCCUGGAGCACGUGCAAGUGGUCCAGGAACAAUUAAAGUCUGUCGACCUCAAGGAACAAGUCGUGGCCGAUAUAAAUGGAGAAUGUGAGCGUGUCCUCAAGGUCCUCGAGGCCGCCCAGACCUUGGGAGAGAUCAGUUCUCGUUGCAUCGAUAAAGUGAUGAGUACUGGUGAAAAAUUAAGCUGUCGUCUCAUGGCCGCCUUCCUGCAGGAUCGGGGAGUUGAUUCACAAUACGUGGAUCUGGCCGAUAUAAUUGAUUUCCCCAUUGGCAGCCAUGGCCUAGACCAGACCUUUUAUAAUAGCUUAGCCACCAAUCUUGGGAAAAAGAUCGAGGCAUGCGGACAUCGUGUACCUGUGGUGACCGGAUACUUUGGCACUAUCCCCGGUGGUUUACUCGACCAGGUGGGCCGUGGUUACACCGAUUUAUGCGCAGCCCUCGUGGCAGUGGGAACCCACGCCAAAGAGCUUCAGGUAUGGAAAGAAGUGGAUGGCAUCUUCACCGCAGACCCUCGCAAAGUGCCCACUGCUCGCCUUCUCCCGACCAUCACCCCGGCUGAAGCAGCUGAAUUGACCUUCUAUGGAUCCGAGGUUAUUCACCCCUUCACCAUGGAACAGGUUAUUCGAGCAAAGAUCCCCAUUCGCAUCAAGAACGUGAUGAACCCCAGGAAUCGCGGUACCAUCAUCUUCCCCGACAGUGUCGCGGAACUCGACCGACACACCCCGGGCCAUGACCCGCGAUUGUUCCGCACCCGCAGUGCCAGCAUGAUGCAGAAACCGAAGCGGCCCACAGCGGUCACUAUUAAGCAUAACAUCCUGGUGAUCAACGUUCAUUCGAACAAGCGGUCAUUAUCCCAUGGUUUCUUUGCCGGAAUUUUCUCCGUGCUGGACAAGUGGCGCCUUUCAAUUGAUCUGAUUUCCACCAGCGAGGUCCAUGUGUCCAUGGCCUUACAUUCGGAGAUGCCCUUAUUAAAUGGCAAUGGGCGCGAUGAUUACCAAGUCAUUGACGAUGACUUGAAGGGCGCAUUGAACGACUUGAGCAAGUACGGCAUGGUGGAUAUCAUCCCCGACAUGGCCAUUCUCAGUCUAGUCGGCAAACAGAUGAAGAAUAUGAUUGGAGUGGCCGGGCGCAUGUUCACUACGCUCGGCGAGAACAACGUCAAUAUCGAGAUGAUCUCGCAAGGUGCAAGUGAAAUCAACAUCUCGUGUGUCAUUGAAGAACGCGACGCGGAUCGUGCCCUGAAUAUCAUUCACACCAGCAUGUUCACCUUUCUAGAAUAG